Molecule: messenger RNA, 1938 nt
Organism: Grosmannia clavigera kw1407
Lineage: Eukaryota; Fungi; Ascomycota; Sordariomycetes; Ophiostomatales; Ophiostomataceae
Product: benzoate monooxygenase
Exons: 4
Coding region: 1-1938 (645 amino acids)
Molecular function (GO): FAD binding
Source: RefSeq, a predicted model, not a curated record
AUGUCUCCUCCUGGCCUCAGUAGCCUCAAUGGGGACGGCAUGUCCGCGGCUUCAGCAUCCGCAUCCGCAGCAAGUAGCAGCGGUCGUCGGGCCACAUCGAAGGAUUUUGUGCCAUCGGUUGUUAGCGAUGAAGUGCUCGAGACGGAAUUCCUCAUUAUCGGCGCUGGUCCCGCAGGAUCGUCCCUGGCUUGCUUCCUGGCAUCAUACGGGCUGAAAGGGAUCGUGAUCAGCGCGGCACCGGGCACGGCCAACACGCCGCGCGCUCAUAUCACCAACAUGGCCGCUCAGGAGUGUCUACGGGACAUCGGUCUCGACCAGGAGACAACAAAGGCGGCGUCAAAGGGAGCAUGCAUGGAGCACAGUCGGUGGUGCCACAGCAUGGCUGGCGAGGAGUAUGCGCGUAUAUACUCUUGGGGCAACGAUCCGCAGAGAAAGGGCGACUAUGAGACGGCGAGCCCGUGCGAGCCGGUGGACUUGCCGCAGACGUUGCUGGAGCCGAUACUGGUGAGGCGUGCAACCAGCAGCGGAUUUUGCGUGCGCUUCGACACGGUCUUGGCGUCGUUUGAGUACGACGAGGCCGCCCAGCGCUACACGGCCACGGUGCACGACCGCGUGACGCGCCUGGCAUAUCGGAUCCGCACACAGUAUCUCUUUGGGGCCGACGGUGCGCAGAGUCAGGUGGUGCGCCAGCUGCAGCUGCCGCUUCUCCGGAAGCCAGGCCAAGGCCUCGCGGUCAACGUGCUCGUGCGAGCUGACCUGGCCCAUCUCGUCGGUCCUCGUCGCGGAAACCUCCACUGGAUCAUGCAGCCGGACCGCGAGAGCCCAGACUUUGGCUGGACCUGCCUCACCCGUAUGGUCAAGCCGUGGCACGAGUGGCUGUUCAUCCUGAUGCCGAGCCCCGGGGCCGAUCUCGCGGCCGAGCAGCCCAGCCACGAACAGUGUCGCCAGCGGGUGCAAGAUUUCAUCGGCGAUGACACACCCGUUGAAGUCCUUGACGUUUCGCGCUGGCACAUUAACGAAAUCGUGGCCGAAUCGUACUCGGUCGGGGAUGUCUUCUGUCUCGGCGACGCCGUCCACCGUCACCCGCCCAUGAACGGCCUCGGCUCCAACACGUGCAUCCAGGACGCUUUCAACCUGGCCUGGAAGAUAUCAUACGUGCAGCGCGGCUGGGCCGCCCCGGCGCUGUUGGCCUCGUACAGCGUUGAGCGCCAGCCCGUCGGCGCGGCCAUCAUCGCGCGCGCUAAUCAAGGCCUACGCGACCACCAGCCCGUUUGGGAGGCCCUGGGCAUGUUUCCGCCAGACAUCGAGGCCCGCCGUGCCGUUCUGGACGAGCUGCGGGCCCCUACUGCCGCCGGCCGGGAGCGUCGCAAGGUCUUCCAGGCGGCCAUUGAACAGACCGCCCACGAGUUUCACGGCCUCGGCAUCGAGAUGGGCCAGCGGUACGAAAACAGCACGGCCGUGUACACGGCCGACGAGCCGGCUCCGUAUGCACUGCCGCCAGGAAGCAAGGUCGCCGAGGACCCCGUCCUUUACUAUGCCCCCAGCACGUAUCCCGGUGUGCGGCUGCCGCAUGUCUGGCUCAACCGCGCGACUCCUGAGAAGGCCACCUCGACCAUCGACCUCGCUGGCCACGGCCGCUUCGUGCUCUUCACUGGUAUUGGCGGCCGUGACGCUUGGCGCACUGCUGCCGCCGCCGUCACCGCCCAGCUCGGCCCGCCUCUCGACGUCCACGCCAUCGGCUUCCGCCAGGAGUGGGAGGACGUAUAUUUUGACUGGGAGCGUCUGCGCGGCGUCGAAGAGUCAGGCGCCGUGCUCGUGCGGCCAGACCGCUUCGUGGCCUGGCGCUGUCCAGAGGUGCUUGACAGCCCCGAUGCCUGUGCACUGAAGCUGCUCCAGGUCAUGCGGGCCGUGCUCGGGUUUGGCAAUGCAGACAGCUGA